Molecule: messenger RNA, 3178 nt
Organism: Pipra filicauda (Wire-tailed manakin)
Lineage: Eukaryota; Metazoa; Chordata; Aves; Passeriformes; Pipridae
Product: neuropeptide-like protein C4orf48 homolog
Exons: 4
Coding region: 116-400 (94 amino acids)
Source: RefSeq, a predicted model, not a curated record
AGACAGUGCACAUGCUCAGAAAUGCUGCACUUGUUCUCUUAGCAGUUUGCAGCGGCCAUUUCAAAGAAACCAUCACAAAGACAAGAGAAAGAUCAGAGAAGCACCCACUCCCAAGAUGCUGCCACCCUGCCUUCUGAGAAGAGCCAUCCUUACAGUUCCUUUAGUUUUUGUGGUUGUACUACUCUUCAUGGAGCCUGUUAGAGCUGAUCAAGAAGCAGGAACAGCCAUACCAGCUGAAAGCCGUCCCUGUGUUGAUUGCCAUGCAUUUGAGUUCAUGCAGAGGGCUCUGCAGGAUUUAAAGAAGACAGCAUAUAACCUAGACACACGGACAGAAACUCUGCUUCUUCAGGUGGAAAAGAGAAAUCUGUGUGACUGUGUAGCUGCCAAUCUACUGAACUGAAUCUUGGAGGCCACCAAGGACAGUCACCUGUUCAGCAGUUUUUAAAAUGCAGCUGUAUAAAAUACAGCUUUAUGGAAUUCAUGUUGCAAGCAUGUAUGCCCCAAUGUACUGAUGAAAUUGGGGGCCUGUGUCUUAUGUAUUUGUCUGCUCUGUAUUUUUUUAAAAGAGUACCCUCUUUUUUUCACACUUGCUGGAUUGCCAGUAAUGUCUCAAUUCAAUAAAUCUAUUACUUAAUAUUAGAGUGGGGGGAAAAUGUACCUGCUUUGAUUUUUAAAUCAGAGUUUGCCAAGUGUACCCACAAGGUAAAUUUGGCCAACAGUGCUGUAGAGACACUUGCAGCUGUUUUUUGUCUCCAAUAUGAACAUAUCUCUGUGGUAACUUACCCAGUUAUAUUGAGACAGGACACUGUGGUCUCUGUAGGCUUUGCUUGUGUAUUAAAGAUGAUAGAAGUCCUUUCUGUUUGUUGUUUGCACUCUGACCACCUUGAGGCAUGUUGUAGUUCUGUCAGCUAUAAUGAGGUGUGUGUCAUGAGGAAUUACAUGUGUGCUGUGCUUGCACCAAACCACUUUAUAUCUCAGUGCUGAGUUUUCUGUUAUCUUGCAUAAGAGUAUUGUUUUCUUCAAUUAAAGUGUUUAGUUUCUUCCCCUCCUUCCCUGGACACUCCAUUCUUAACCUAUUGUAUCUCUAAAUACCUUUAUCUUGGCAAGUCAAAUGGAUAGUGUAAAAAAAGGAGAAUAAGGGUAUGACUAGGCAGCCUUGCCAGUUCCAGCUGUACCAAAUGCUGCCACCAGCAACUGCUCAACAUCACAUUAAAGAAAGCUCCAUGCAGUGCCAAGAAGUUCCUUCCUGAGAGUGUGCCUUAUUUUACUUAAAGUGAAGCACAGUGAUUAGGACACACAUAUUUGGUCCAUUUUGUGACGUACUGAACUCUGACUGUUUUGGUUUUUCCUUGUAGUUGCCUUUGAAAACUGCUCUUUUUGUUUCAGGCAUGAAGAAAGACUUGUGUACCUGAAAGCUGAGAUGGUUUUUAUCCUCAACUCUACCCCUUUAUUGUAAGACAGUGUCUGCUCACAAGUCUCAAUUAGGUUGUAGAUGCUUGGAGUUUGUCUGACAUGAAUUAUUAACUGUCUCAAACCAUUCCAGCAUUGAGCUAUGGGGUGCUAACUUGUCUUGGGAAGGGAAUGGGAUAUCUGAAGACGAAAAUCUCUUCAGCUGAAUUUGGAAGAAAGUGCCUGCCUGUCACCUCGCUUCUCUAACUAAACUGGUGUGACUUUGCUGGAAGUGGAUGAGAGAAGAAAUUAAACUACUGCUCUGCCAGUGCAGUUCUAGGUAUGGUAACAAACAGUGGGGAAGUAGAGGAACACCACAGAGAGCCUGAGUGGCUUCCCAAACCUGUCCAGGGCUUGGAAAGUGUGCAACUGCUGCACACUGAGAAGUGCAUCAUGCUCUUUUGCUUGGGACCAGGACACAGGCCAGCACAGAAGCUCAUUGUGAACUGGAAAGGGGAUUCUGAUGUUAUUUCUCCAAAUUCCCUCAGAGAGCACCUGUGCUGUAUGUUUUUCCCUAAGUCUGUUCACACAGCCUGGGAGCACUGGCAGUGCUGAUAUUGGGCUGCUUGGCAAAACCAGAGUCACUGCAAGCUUCACCUGCAGCUCCCCUCCCAGAGAGUGGGAAAGGGCAGCAGUCCUUACCCAUGCAUGGCAGAGCACUCUCAGGACUUCUGGAGCAAAGCCUCCUUUGGAGGCUUGGAUCCUGGCUGCAGCAGAGUGGCUUCUCAGAGCUUCUUGGCUUCUGUUGCACUUGGCUCGUCCCCGUCUUGUUAUAGCUUGGCUUUGUUCCCCUGCUUUGCUCUGGACCUGUCUUGUCUGUCCUCUCUAGUCUGGCAUUGCCCUCCCUCUAGUCCUGGGGAUUUCUCAGUGAACCCCUGGCUGCCCAUCCUGGUGAAUCUGUGUGUAGGCACUGCAGGUGUGAGUGGUGGGGCUUAUUGUCCUCAGGUCAGCUGAGUCCAGCUGGAGCACUGCCAGAGCAAGAAGUGGCACUCCAAUUUACCAUGGAGUGAGUGAACGUGGUGCUGAGGGACACUGCCAUCUCAUUCCCAGGGAAGGGGAGUUCCCCUGUCCAGGGAAGAUAUUGUGGGGAAGGACCUCUUUUUACCUGAAAGCCAACAUUCCCAUUGCAGAACUUGGAGGAAGUCCCAGAAGAGUUCAGGUGGUGAAAGCUCUGCUCCUGAAGCUGAAUUAAUCUCUGGGUGCUGUAAUCUCUCUGGCUUGUGACAGGUGUGGACAGGAACCCAGCCAUGGUCAGUCACUGGUUUUUCCAGAUGUUGAGUAAUAAGGUGUUCUGGCACAACUGGAAACACCUGUAGAUGUUCAUGAAUUUUUCCCUUCGUGUCUGCACAGACACUGGCUUGAACAAAAGAAAAUAUGACCAUGUGGAAAUAUUUUCCUUCAGUCAUUUUGCUAUGAUUUUAUGGUUCACGUUGUUAGAACUGGGGAAGUGAAACACAGGACAAAAUUGGGCUGUUGCCCCAAGAGAAAGCAGCCAGGAGGGGGAUAGAUGGAGAAAGGGGAAUAGGGUCAUCAAAACACACAUGCAUCCUUCUUGCUGUACACCUUGUCCUGUUUUAUUCCCUGUGCUAUGUUAUGUGGUGCCUUUUACUUUGUGACUGCACUGAAAGCUCUCUGGGGCAGAGAAGUUGUCAUGUCAAUAGCACGGUCAGGUGGCCAUUACACCUUUAAGUGUUGUCAACUUAUUAAAUAAAAAUCAAAACAUAAAAUA